Messenger RNA from Alnus glutinosa, 755 nucleotides. Its product is annotated as RING-H2 finger protein ATL70-like. The record is from RefSeq and is a predicted model, not a curated record. NCBI's taxonomy places the organism in Eukaryota, Viridiplantae, Streptophyta, Magnoliopsida, Fagales, Betulaceae. The coding region runs from base 117 to 581 and encodes 154 amino acids. The transcript has a single exon.
UAAUUAACUACAAAAUGUUUGAUCGAUCUAUACAGAAAAAAGACAAAGAUUUCCUUCCCUAGCCUUCUCCACAUUCACAAGAACAACAGUAGCUAGCUAGGAAAUCCAGUGAUACCAUGGAUCAUAACAAAAAUGGUCUUAUUUUUGCAGUCGGAUUCCCUCUUAGCGUUAUUCUGAUAUCUCUAUUCUUAACCAUUGCUUCCUGUCUCUGCACCCCCAACAACAACAACAACAACAACCCAUCUCAUGAUCAAAACAGUACUACUUCCCCACAAAACACUGACCAAAACUUUGUCGCCAUUGAGUUAGACGGCGGCCUGGACGAAGCAACUCUCCAUAGCUUCCCGAAGCUCCUUUACUCCCAAUACAAUCUCAAGAAAAGCAGCUCAGCUAGCGUCGCUUCUUGCUGCUCCAUCUGCUUGGCGGAUUACAAAGAAACUGACGUGCUUCAGUUGCUACCUGGUUGCGGCCAUCUCUUCCAUCUCAAGUGCGUCAAUCCUUGGUUAAGGCUCCGUCCUUCUUGCCCGCUGUGUCGAAAGUCGCUGAUUCUAGCUCUGGUAGCGUCUCCUCUUGUUGAUUAGAUGCCUCACUUGGCAACUCGGCAAGAUCAGCUCUAGAGUUUCUUAUAGAACCUUCUUUUAAUAAAGCAUUGGCUAAAGUUCACUUAAUCUCUUGAAUUGUCGUUGUUUUUGUAAUUAUUCUCCUAAACUUCAAAAAACUUUCAAUUUAGUAUAUUCAUUUUUCAUUUUUUUUUU